UGGUACCCCCCCCCCCCGUUAGAAAACUGACAUUGAGACCACGUUUUUAACACUUCAAGUGGUAUGCUAAAAGGUGAAGACAAGACUCUAAGCCGAUGGCCUUGACUUUGGCAGACAGAGCCAUUGGGGCCAUUAUUGGGGCAGCAGUGGCAGAUGCAGCAGCCCAGCCAAUGCACUGGAUCUACAAUCCAGACAAGCUCAAAGAAGUUCUCUCCGAGCUGGAGCCCUGUCCUGAGUUUCGGCCUCAGUCAGCGAAUCCUUUCUACUGCAGGGCGACGGGUGAGCAGACCUGUUAUGGAGACCAGGCAUACGUCCUGCUGGAGUCACUGCACCAAUGUGGAGAUGUUAAUGUGGAAGAUUUGACCAAGCGCAUUUACAAGUUCUUUGGCCCAGGAACAGUGUAUGACCUGCCUCUCAAUGAUCCCUACAGGAAGAAAGGAGGUCCCAAAGCCAUCCUCCCCAUUGAUGGCCCAUGGAGAAACGGGAGCCUGAAAGCUUUCAUCAGAAAUGUGGAUGCUGGCAUUGAAGAAACUGGCUGUGAUGUGGACUGUCAGAUGGACGGUGUCACUAAGCUGGCUCCAGUGGUGGCCAUGUAUGCUGGCCGACCUGAGAUGCUGGAGAAAGUGGAGAAAGCCAUACGGGUGACCCAGAACAAUGACAUGUGUGUGGCUGUGACGCUGGCUGCAGCAAGGUUUUUGGAGCAUUUCAUUCUCAAUGGUCCAGAUCCCAAUGCUCUGGAUGCAGUCCUGGCUCAGUUGAAUGACCCGAAGAGACAGAACCCUCAGGAGCUGGACCGGGCUGUCACUGCGCAUAUCUACCAGGUGAAGGACAACUUAGCCAAGACAUCCCCACAGCUCAUACCUGCUGUGUUCACAAACACAUGAGCUCUGCCUGGUGCGUUCCAGGGAGCGCUUCAUGGAGUCCUGAGGCUGAACCAGCUGGAUGAAGCAGUCAGGGACACCAUGCGCUGCGGGGGAUGCACCGCCAGCCGAGCCUCCUUUAUAGGAGCCUGUUUUGGGGCACAGACCGGUCUCCAGGGAAUCCCAGAGUCUUGGAGGAAGAGGACACUGAGAUAUCCUCUGCUGUUGGAGCUAGCCGAAAAUGUGGUCAAAAAAAGUCAGCAAUUGUAGUUCAGCUUUGAUUUUGCCCUAAAUAUAAUUAUUUUAUCAUCUAUCAAGUACAUAUGGAGUGUGGAUAGUUGCCUUUCAAAGCUAUUUUAGAAGACUUUCUCAAGUUGCAGAUGUACUUUGACACGACAAUCCAUGACAGUCGCAUUAUAAAGUCUCGUACCGAAUGAAACUCGAAUCCAUUUGCUCUGUCAAAGCUGUAUCAUGUAAGAAAGUGAAAGUCUGUGCAAGGUAUUUGUUUUUUUGAGGGCAUGAAACAUUGUAAGCAACAGUCUCAAAUAAAGAAAUAUUUUGUCACCAGCA
Siniperca chuatsi (mandarin fish) is the source of this 1430-nucleotide messenger RNA. RefSeq names its product crystallin J1C-like. Lineage: Eukaryota; Metazoa; Chordata; Actinopteri; Centrarchiformes; Sinipercidae. The transcript is spliced from 10 exons. The record is from RefSeq and is a predicted model, not a curated record.